Molecule: messenger RNA, 768 nt
Organism: Talaromyces stipitatus ATCC 10500
Lineage: Eukaryota; Fungi; Ascomycota; Eurotiomycetes; Eurotiales; Trichocomaceae
Exons: 8
Coding region: 1-768 (255 amino acids)
Source: RefSeq, a predicted model, not a curated record
AUGGCCCCUCCACUUGUUACCAUCGAUGCUGCUGAACCCAUCGAGAAAAUUAUCGAAAUAAUUGAAAAAGAUGGCGGUGUCAUUAUCUCAAACUUUCUCUCCCCUGAUCUCUUGAAGGAAACUAUGGACGCUAUCGAGCCUCAUUUCAAGGGCCGCAAGAUCACGAUUCAAAAGCUACCCACGAUGAACUUGGUCCCGAGUUCUUUCCCGAGGGAUCUCAGCUCACUCCUAUCCAAAAUUCCCGUGCAGUUGACCAAGAUUGUCCGUCUUUCAGUAUGGAAAAGUAUAAUGGCGCAUUUCCUGAACGAUGAAUUCUCUUUCCAUACCGGCGAGACCCUGGUGCCACAAAAAAGCGGUUAUAUGCUCGCAUCAACUGCAACGCUCCGUUUGAUACCCGGAGCCAAACCUCAGCCAUUGCAUAGGGCCACUGCCGUCAUCCCUGGAAGUCACCUAUGGGGUGCAGACAGGGCACCAAAGAAAGAGGAAUGUACAUAUGCAGAAAUGGAACCCGGUUCAGCCUUGUUUACCCUUGGAUCUACCUACCAUGGAGCUGGCGAGAAUAAAUGCGAGCACACAGAUCCUGAGGCACUGCGAACGCUAAUUGCUGUAUUUGCACCAGACCAGGACGAAGUCUUGUCUACACCCAUUGAGAUCGCUCGUAAACUUCCUGAGGACGUUCUCAGACUUGCUGGAUAUUACAAAGCCGUCAGUGGCGUCGGAUACGUACAAGAUCAACACCCAAUUGAGAUGAUGGAUAUCUCCCAGUGA